CGCCACCAGGAAAAGCAUAGUCAGAAUCUAGCCAACCAACAGCGCAGACCUUCUUCUCAUUUUUAAAACCCACAACAAUCUACUUAACUCCACAUACAAAAUGCUGAAGUUGGUGGUGCUGUCCGCUGUCCUGGCCGUCGUUGCCGCCCGUCCCGGUGCCCUCACGUACUCGGCCCCGCUGGCGUACGCACCGGCCACCCUCAUUGCCAAGCCGGAGAUUUACUACCAGAAGAGCAUCAUCGAGGAACCGACCGUGGCGCACGUCGGCAGCCUGGUCAAGACGAUCCCGACGGCCGUGUCGCACCAGAGCUCGACCGUCGUGCACAACUCGGCCAAGAUCACCGAGCCGAUCUAUGCGCCGGCCGUGAAGCAGACGCUGGUGUCGACGCCGAUCGCCAAGACGACCUACUUUGCUGCCCCGGCGGCUUACGCCUAUGCUGCCCCCGCGUUGGCCUAUCACGAUGCGUACGCGUACCAUCAUCUGUAAGGCUCACGGAACCUGACGGAACUGAGAGUCACGAGAGGGAUUUUGCUAAAUCAUUUCGAGCAAGGCUAAGGAGAGGGUAGCAAGUGUGCAUACCAGUGAAAUUCGAAGAAUCGAAAAGGGGCCAUAUAGGAGAGGAAGCGGCAAAGGACAUUUCUUACAGUGUUUCACGGCAAGGAAGGGUACGUUUUCCAUUGUUCAUUGUGAUUGUUGGUGAAAGAUUGGAAAACGGCCAACUAUUCCCACCGGAUGCCUGCAGUGAAAUAAAACAAAUGUCCUACAAAAUGUAA
Messenger RNA from Anopheles merus, 774 nucleotides. RefSeq names its product cuticle protein-like. NCBI's taxonomy places the organism in Eukaryota, Metazoa, Arthropoda, Insecta, Diptera, Culicidae. Bases 101 to 487 code for a protein of 128 amino acids. The record is from RefSeq and is a predicted model, not a curated record. The transcript is spliced from 2 exons.